GUGCUGUUGGCGCAGUUGCUAGGCAACCACAGCUGUUUGGGGACGUCUGUUCUGGCUUUUUAAGGGCUCCCCAAAGAAAACAAGGGAACCGAGGUCUGGGCUGAUGGGAUGAAGACUCAGACCAUGGAAAGGAACAACAUCAUUGACUUCAAGGCUUUAGAGAAAGAGCUGCAGGCUGCACUCGCUGCUGAUGAGAAGUACAAACGGGAGAAUGCUGCCAAGUUACGGGCAGUGGAACAGAGGGUGGCUUCCUAUGAGGAGUUCAGGGGAAUUGUCCUUGCAUCACAUCUGAAGCCACUGGAGCGGAAGGACAAGAUAGGAGCAACAAUGACUGUGCCCUGGAAUUGUCACAGUACUCAGGGAAAGACCUCCCAGGAUGAGAUCCCUGAAAUCUCCCAGGAGAAAACCCUCCUCCAGCCUGACACCUCGGCAGAGUUCUACCGUGACUGGCGGCGACAUUUGCAGAGUGGACCAGAGCGCUACCAGGCCCUGGUACAACUUGGGGGUCCAAAGCUGGGCCACCUCUUCCAGACAGAUGUGGGGUUUGGACUUCUAGGGGAGCUGCUGAUGGCCCUGGCAGAUCAUGUGAAGCCGGCAGACCGAUCUGUGGUGCUGGGCAUCCUGGACAGUCUGACCACCACGGGGCGCUUCACCCUCAACCUGAGCCUGCUGAGCCACAUGGAGAGACAGAGCUGCAGAGACUUGUUUCAGAAGCUGCAGGCCAUGAGUGACCCCAGACCUCAGCAAGAGGGGCUCAGUCAGGAGCAGCCUGGUGGACUCCAGGAGGAGGAGAGCCUAUUGCAACAGCUGCAAGGGCUAUACCAAGUGGAUUGACAGGACCAGCUACCUUCAGAGGCCCCCAUAGUCACAGGAAGCUUUUUUGGUAGUCUUCUUGGGGCUCUGCAAAACUGUAAUGACAUACCCAUACCUCACUCCCUUCUCAGCCUGAAAUUUUCAGAGCCAAAGCAGGAAUCAAAUCCACCCCCACCCCACUCCAGUUCUGAUCUGUGUGGUUCCAUGGGGUGGUCAAGAACCCAAGAAGUUGAAAAAGUUUUGCUCCCACCUUUCAUCUGCCAGUCCUUUAGCCCACAGCCUGAGCCACGUGUUCUCCCCCACCCCAACACUGGCCAUCCCAGUUACAGCGCCGCUCCAAAAAAUGAAAAAGCACAUUGUUAGUCUUCUAUGGUAGACAAAUACUGAUCUCUGUCGCUCUUAAUAAGAGUACUUUUUGAAAAAAGAAUAUUUAUAACCCCCAAACAAUGAAUGGACAUGCAACUGACAAAUGUUUGAAUGCUACCUUGUUUGAGGUGCACUAUUUUCCCCCAGGGGUUGAGCUCCUAGGCAGGUUGGGCCUAAGAAAGCCCCAGGCCAUCAGCUCAAGUCCAGUCAACCACCAAGUCUUCUUCAGAUGUGCAGGUGCAGAUGUCAUUCCUUCCCUGGUACUCUCAACGGGAAGAACUUUCCACUGUGCUGGUGAGGCAGGGCCUGCAGCAGGGAGGCAGAGUUCCCUCUCUGAGCACCUGGGCCCUUGCUUCUCAUAUGGAUAUCCUGUGAACCAUUCUUGGGCAAGUGCCAGUGUUCUAGAAAGGGGAGAGAGAGCCAAGUUCUAGAAUGGUUAUCCCUCUAGGAACCAUAGGUCACAUCUGGAACAUUAGAAGGGCAGCUUGUACAUCAGCUGGGAAUAAAUUGCUGAACGUUUGACUGUUUGCUACAGGCUGUUGCCUCUUUUCCUGCCUUCUUAAUUCCUCCCUCAUAUAGAUGGCUCCUCCUGGCAGUGGUUUCUAGAAGUCCAUAGACCCCUAGUUACCUUUCCCUC
This is a messenger RNA of Talpa occidentalis (Iberian mole), 1816 nucleotides long. It is a transcript of the gene DNAAF19, whose product is annotated as coiled-coil domain containing 103. Gene Ontology annotation, cellular component: outer dynein arm. The record is from RefSeq and is a predicted model, not a curated record. The coding region runs from base 109 to 834 and encodes 241 amino acids. Gene Ontology annotation, biological process: determination of left/right symmetry; inner dynein arm assembly; epithelial cilium movement involved in extracellular fluid movement. Lineage: Eukaryota; Metazoa; Chordata; Mammalia; Eulipotyphla; Talpidae. The transcript has 4 exons.